GCUGGGCUGGGCUGGCCCACUCGGCCCACAGUGAGGUAAUGUUUCUCUUAGUUGAUUUUCCACUCGCCAAACAGUUCCACCUUUUUUGUUCCCAAAUUGGCUAAUUACCAGUUCCACUUUCUUCUUCCCCUACCCUCUUCUUCUCCUUCCGAGAGCUGCAUCACCUGCAUCUUUUCGCCAAAAACCCCUCUGCAAAACUCUCUCUGAUGACAAUUGCCCUUUCCCUCCUCCAUUUCCCUUCCUCCACUACUCGCCUCGACUCCUUCUCUUUUCUUCCUCUCCGCGCCCACCUCCCCUGAACAUUCCAUUCCCGCCGCCGUCAGAGAGCUCUUCUUUCCGGUAGAGGCGCCUCGGAAUCAAACUCCUCCGUUGGUUCUGGGUUCCCUUUUCGUGGAGAGGGAUUGAUUGAUGCCCGUUUUUCCUUCUUGAUGAUUCCGUUGGCGAGCUCGGUCAAAGGCAUUUCGUGGUGCCUCAUCCACCUCUUCAGCUUGGACUUCAGUUUCCUGGGAGUUGUGUCUGAUCUGCUUUCGGAUCUCCGUGGUAUUGAUUUUUCUGAGUUCUGGUCAGUUUUAUCUACCGCCCACUUCCUGUUCGGAAGAAUUAUUUGAGUUGCUUCUCUCUCUUUAGUCUUACCCUUUGGCUCCCAAAACCUUGGGGUGGUAGGUGCUAGGGUUUGAUGAUCGGAUUUUAGAUGGAUCGUCAUUUCCGAGUCGAUUAUUAGCUGUUUAGAGCUCUUUUGAGCUGAAAGGUUGUUGAUUCUGUCGCUGCCAGAGUUAUUGCCGAAUUUGGCCCGUUUUGUGGGUUUUGUUAGGUGAUCACGGUUAGAGGCGGCCCUAUUUGUUUGUUGAAGCGUGUAUCCCUUUACGCUAGUGGAGGGGCUGAGGGAGGGUUACCCUUUUCCGAUAUUACUUGAGAAAUCAAUAUUUGGUUUCAUUUUAGGAGAUGGGGCUCAUAUCCAUUUCUGUGAAAAUGAGCAACCAUCAGCUAUGUAAUUAGUGUUGUUGAUAGGUUUCUGGUGCUUUUUAAGGUAGUAAUCGUACUGCCUGCAAAAAAUGAGUGCAAAAGAUAGGUUUUUUGUGGAAUGGAAAGAACAAUUUGUUUCACAAGAGCGUGGAAACCGCGUGGUUCACUAUUUCCUGAAAGAUUCUGCUGGGGAGUCCAUACUGGCGAUUGUGGGUACUGAGAGGAGUGUUAGACACAUGUUCUAUGUCGUUGCUGAGGAGUUUGUGCAAGCUUAUGGUGCUGAAAACGCGAUUCAUACUGGCUUUAAAUGGAGGUCGAGGAGAGAGGUUGUAGAUUGGCUUACAUCUAUGCUAUCAAAGCAGAAUGUACAAGGCGAUCAUUCCAAGUUGCAAAAAUGUGAUCUAGGACAAGCUUUGGAAUCACAAGACUUUCCUGUGACUAGUUCUGGUGGACAACAUACGCAGGGUCGACACUUGAGGAUUGUGAAUGGACAUCGUUCAGAAAUCGUAUGGUCUGGAGUUGCUUGGACUUGUGGGAAACAGCUCAAGCAUUUCCCAGCAUUUUGCAGGAAUGGAACAACUAUGGCAGCUCAAUCAUUCGUCUUUGUGAUGGCUGAAGGAGAGAAUCAUUAUGUUGCCUAUUUGGAAGACAUGUAUGAAGACAGGAGGGGUCAGAAAAAAGUCAGAGUAAGAUGGUUUCACCGUAACCAGGAAAUCAAGGGUAUGGCUCCUCUUCGAAGUGCUCAUCCGAAAGAAAUUUUCAUGACACCAUAUUCACAAGUCAUUAGUGCAGAGUGUGUUGAUGGUCCUGCCACUGUUUUAACUCGUGAACAUUAUGAGGAAUGUGUAGCUUCCAUUCCUAGUUCGUUUUCAGCCAGGAUUCAUUUAUGUUUCCGACAGUUAAGGAGCAAUAAAGUAAAACCUUUUGAUUUGAGUAAGCUUCGUGGCUACUUUGAUCAACCCGUUCUCUCUUGCUUGAGUUCAAAGCGUUUUCUUGAGGCCGGCGACACUGGACAUGACACAAAUGGUGAAGAAGAUGAAGAGUUCAGUGCAGGCGAAAAUGUAAAACUGGGAGUGAAAAGGGCCAGGAUCAUUGAAGAGCGUAGAAAUAUCGAGAAGGAUGGCAGCCAGAUGGCUGGUUUUCAAGCAUUCUACUCGGCUUUAAAACCCGGGAUUUCUGGCAAGCGACUGCUUCCUCUGAAUAAUGUUGAGCUUAAUCCUUGGAGCACUCCACUAUUCAAUGUUAAUGAGAAGAUUGAACAUUUAUGCCAAGAUAGUGGGAUAAGGGGAUGCUGGUUUAGGUGUACAGUUCUGCAGGUUUCCAGAAGACAAAUAAAAGUUCGAUAUGAUGACUUGCGGGACGAAGAGGAGUGCGGAAACCUUGAGGAAUGGAUCCCAGUUUUCAGAUUGGCGGGGGCUGAUAAACUUGGCAUGAGACGUUUAGGCCGCCUAACUAUCCGGCCAGCGCCUUCAGACAAAGAAACAAACCUGACCCUUGAGGUUGGGUCUGCGGUUGAUGCUUGGUGGAGUGAUGGCUGGUGGGAGGGUGUUGUGACCAGUGUUAACAAUACCAGCAACGAUGUACAAGUUUACUUUCCUGGUGAAAAGUUUGUUUUGAGCAUGCAAAGAAAUUAUAUUAGAACCUCCCAAGAUUGGGUGGAUGAUCAGUGGAUAGACAUUCAGCCAAAACCAGACAUACUCUCAGCAAUAUCCGCAACUAUAAAAUUGCCCAUUUGCUCAACUACCGCAAUGGGCAACAGAUGCAACGACACACCUGCACCCUGUGCUGAAAAUUAUCAAACAGAUAAUAUUGAAGAUGAAAAAACUGCUGAAACUACAUUGAUAAGCUCUGAUGGUGUUGAGGAAGAUAUGGACUCUGACAAUCUUAGCCAGCCUACAUCAAUUGACGAACCUAUGGAAUGUGGUGAUGGUAGACAGUCUAUACCGAGUGACAAGGGCCGUGCAGAUUGUGUUGAUGAUAUUUCAGCCAAUAAUAACAGUAAAGAAGAGGAUGAGAAUCCGUCCAAUGACAGUGUUCCUCCAGUUGAUGGAGUUGCUGACAUGGAAGUUACUAAUGAGGUUGUGGAGAAGAAAGUUGGUGCUGAUGAUAACAGCAGUGAGAAACUGGAGAUGGAGGUGUUUCCUUCUUCUGGUAACAAUUGCAAGUCUAUAGAACUCAUGGAAGUCUCGUCAUAAACUUCGAUACUGCUUCUGCUGGCCUUGGAUUGUGAUGGAGCUCCUGGUUUGCAUAUAGUUGGUUGAAGGGUUCCACUUGGAUGCUCUAUGUAAAUAGCGACUACUGAUAUGGGAAAUACUAAAACUGAUUUUCCCGUCUGGCAUUCAAUAGAGAUCAUAAAUCUACAGAUUGGUGUAGGGUUAGAUAUAUGUUAGAUUCUUGUGGUAGAUUUGUAGUGUACAAAGAUGGGGGGAUUCAAGCUUUUUGAUUGUUUUGGUCAAAAGCCCUCCAUAUUGAUGAGUCAGGAUUCUAAGUCUUGUCAUUAGCUCAGUUAUGUUGUGUUAAAUAUGUGUAUCAUAUAUGUGUUCAGUCUCCCAUCUAAUAUCAAGGUAAACUUACAUUA
Messenger RNA from Linum tenue, 3541 nucleotides. The record is from the annotation of a GenBank genome assembly. Lineage: Eukaryota; Viridiplantae; Streptophyta; Magnoliopsida; Malpighiales; Linaceae.